AUGACAUCUGUUCUUAUCACCAAAGUAGGAACAGUGAAUAACAGCAACUCCAUACUAAAAGAGCUCCGACUAUACAUUUACGACAACACAACUGAACAGAAAUUCCUGAUUGACUCUGGGUCAAUCGUAUCCGUACUACUUGUCAAAAAGUUCCGUAAAAAUCGAAAGAUUUCUCCUGGUCUUUCAUCAUCACAGUUGAAGUUGAUCACAGAAACAACAAUCAUCGGAGUUGAUCUCUUAACUCACUACAACCUGCUGAUUGAUUUAAAACAUCAACAACUGAUAGAUCCAGUGAUUCACCUCUUGUUAAAAGGAAAAGUAAUGGAACAACAGCAUUAUGACAUCUCAACUAUAAGUUCAGAUUUAUCUACUCAGUAUGCUGAACUCUUAAAACAAUUCAUUGAGAUCACUAGGCUGAUUAGCAAGUCAUGCUUAAAUUCAAAAGCACGCCCAUUUGCGUACAAAAUUACUACCCAUGCCCAUUUAUUAGUCACUGCACGAGCACGUAAACUAACCGGUGGAAAAGCAGCAGCGAUAAAAAUUCAAAUCAGAGAACUUCUGAACUCCGGAAUCAUUAGACCUUCCACCUGCAUGUACGCUAGUUCUAUUCAUAUGAUACAAAAGAAAGACAACAACUGGAGAAUGUGCGGUGACUACCGUAAACUCAAUGAUGCUACUUAUCCAUGA
Molecule: messenger RNA, 687 nt
Organism: Vespa velutina
Lineage: Eukaryota; Metazoa; Arthropoda; Insecta; Hymenoptera; Vespidae
Exons: 3
Coding region: 1-687 (228 amino acids)
Source: RefSeq, a predicted model, not a curated record